Marmota monax (woodchuck) is the source of this 409-nucleotide messenger RNA. RefSeq names its product mitoregulin (gene Mtln). The record is from RefSeq and is a predicted model, not a curated record. Gene Ontology annotation, cellular component: mitochondrial inner membrane. Bases 42 to 212 code for a protein of 56 amino acids. The transcript is spliced from 2 exons. Lineage: Eukaryota; Metazoa; Chordata; Mammalia; Rodentia; Sciuridae. Gene Ontology annotation, biological process: positive regulation of mitochondrial membrane potential.
CGCGCAGCGCCGUAGGCCGCGCUGCACGCCGGGCGGCCGCGAUGGCGGACGUGUCGGAGAGGACGCUGCAGGUGUCGGUGCUGGUGGCUUUCGCCUCCGGAGUGCUCGUCGGCUGGCAGGCGAACCGGCUAAGGAGGCGCUAUCUGGACUGGAGGAAGCGGAGGCUGCAGGACAAGCUGGCGACGACGCAGAAGAAGCUGGACCUGGCCUGAGUGGACGCCUCGCGAUGCACGCGCGCGCCCGGCUCCCUCGCCCUCCCGCCCGCGGGGCCGGCCCUUCCCCAGCGUCGGUGAGCAGAAGGACCGUGGGGCCUGGAGCCGCGCUUGCUGAAGAGGGAUGUAGAAUACCGGAAAGAAAUAAGUUCUUGCACUUUAUGAAUCUAUUUUUAAAAUAAAAAAAUUUAAAUAUC